Puma concolor (puma) is the source of this 2871-nucleotide messenger RNA. RefSeq names its product leucine rich repeat containing G protein-coupled receptor 4 (gene LGR4). Gene Ontology annotation, molecular function: protein-hormone receptor activity; G protein-coupled peptide receptor activity; protein binding. Gene Ontology annotation, cellular component: plasma membrane. NCBI's taxonomy places the organism in Eukaryota, Metazoa, Chordata, Mammalia, Carnivora, Felidae. Gene Ontology annotation, biological process: adenylate cyclase-activating G protein-coupled receptor signaling pathway; positive regulation of canonical Wnt signaling pathway; activation of adenylate cyclase activity. The record is from RefSeq and is a predicted model, not a curated record.
AAGGGCGACGCAGCAAUGCCGGGCCCGCUGGGGCUACUCUGCUUCCUCGCCCUGGGGCUGCGCGGCUCGGCCGAGCCCAGCGGCGCGGCGCCGCCUCUCUGCGCGGCGCCCUGCAGCUGCGACGGCGACCGUCGGGUGGACUGCUCCGGGAAGGGGCUGACGGCCGUGCCCGAGGGGCUCAGCGCCUUCACCCAAGCGCUGGAUAUCAGUAUGAACAACAUUACUCAAUUACCGGAAGAUGCAUUUAAGAACUUUCCUUUUCUAGAGGAGCUACGAUUGGCUGGCAACGACCUCUCUUUUAUCCACCCAAAGGCCUUGUCUGGGUUGAAAGAACUCAAAGUUCUAACCCUGCAAAACAAUCAGUUGAGAACAGUACCCAGUGAAGCCAUUCGAGGACUGAGUGCUUUGCAGUCUUUGCGUUUAGAUGCCAACCAUAUUACCUCAGUCCCUGAGGACAGUUUCGAGGGGCUUGCUCAGUUACGACAUCUGUGGCUGGAUGACAACAGCUUGACCGAGGUGCCCGUGCAUCCUCUCAGCAACCUGCCAACCCUGCAGGCACUGACCUUGGCCCUCAACAAAAUCUCAAGCAUCCCUGACUUUGCAUUUACCAACCUUUCAAGCCUGGUAGUUCUACAUCUUCAUAACAAUAAAAUUAAAAACCUGGGUCAACACUGUUUCGAUGGACUAGAUAACCUGGAGACCUUGGACUUGAAUUACAAUAACUUGGGGGAAUUUCCUCAGGCUGUUAAAGCCCUUCCUAGCCUAAAAGAACUGUUAUUUCAUAGUAAUUCUAUUUCUGUUAUCCCUGAUGGAGCAUUUGAUGGUAACCCACUCUUAAGAACCAUACAUUUGUAUGAUAAUCCUCUGUCUUUUGUGGGAAACUCCGCAUUUCACAAUUUAUCUGAACUGCAUUCCUUAGUCAUUCGAGGCGCAAGCAUGGUACAGCAGUUCCCCAAUCUGACUGGAACCGUCCACCUGGAAAGUCUGACCUUGACAGGCACGAAGAUAAGCAGCAUAUCCAGUAAUUUGUGCCAAGAACAAAAGAUGCUUAGGACUUUGGACUUGUCUUACAACAAUAUAAAAGACCUUCCAAGCUUUAAUGGUUGCCAUGCUCUGGAAGAAAUUUCUUUGCAACGUAAUCAGAUCCACCAAAUAAAAGAAGGUACAUUUCAAGGCCUGAUAUCUCUGAGGAUUCUAGAUCUGAGUAGAAACCUGAUCCAUGAAAUUCACAGCAGAGCUUUUGCCAAGCUUGGGUCAAUAACUAACCUAGAUGUAAGUUUCAACGAAUUAACUUCAUUUCCUACGGAAGGCCUGCAUGGGCUAAAUCAGCUGAAACUUGUUGGCAACUUCAAGCUACAAGAAGCCCUAGCAGCAAAAGAUUUUGUUAAUCUCAGGUCUUUAUCAGUACCAUAUGCUUAUCAGUGCUGUGCAUUUUGGGGCUGUGACUCUUAUGCACAUUCAAACACGGAAGAUACCAGCCUCCAGGACCACAGUGUGGCAAAGGAUAAAGGUCCCACGGGUGCAGCGGGGGUCACGAGCAGUGCAGAGAAUGAAGAACACAGUCAAAUAAUUAUCCACUGUACGCCCUCCACAGGUGCCUUUAAGCCCUGCGAGUACUUACUGGGAAGUUGGAUGAUCCGUCUUACCGUGUGGUUCAUUUUCCUGGUUGCAGUGUUUUUCAACCUGCUGGUCAUUUUAACCACAUUUGCAUCUUGUACAUCACUGCCUUCCUCCAAACUGUUCAUAGGCCUCAUUUCUGUAUCCAACUUAUUCAUGGGAGCUUACACCGGCAUCUUAACUUUUCUGGACGCCGUGUCCUGGGGCAGAUUUGCUGAAUUUGGCAUUUGGUGGGAGAUUGGCAAUGGGUGCAGGAUAGCCGGGUUUCUUGCAAUUUUCUCCUCCGAAAGUGCCAUAUUUCUAUUAAUGCUGGCAGCUGUUGAAAGAAGCUUAUCUGCAAAAGAUGUCAUGAAAAACGGGAAAAGCCGUCAUCUCAAGCACUUCCGGGCUGCUGCCCUUCUUGCUUUUCUGGGAGCUGCAGUGGCAGGCUGUUUUCCACUUUUCCACAGCGGGGAGUAUUCUGCCUCACCCCUCUGCUUGCCAUUCCCCACGGGAGAAACGCCAUCUCUAGGAUUCACUGUAACCUUAGUGUUGUUAAACUCCCUGGCGUUUUUAUUAAUGGCCAUCGUCUACACAAAACUGUACUGCAACUUGGAAAAGGAGGACCUUUCAGAGAACGCACAUUCUAGCAUGAUUAAGCACGUUGCCUGGCUCAUCUUCACCAACUGCAUCUUUUUUUGCCCCGUUGCGUUUUUCUCCUUUGCGCCGUUGAUCACUGCGGUCUCCAUCAGCCCUGAAAUUAUGAAGUCUGUCACUCUGAUCUUCUUCCCGUUGCCCGCUUGCCUGAAUCCAGUCCUCUAUGUGUUCUUCAACCCAAAGUUUAAAGACGACUGGAAGUCACUGAAGCGACACAUUACCAAGAAGAGCGGAUCGGUGUCAGUGUCCAUCGGUAGCCAGGCUGGCUGCGUGGAACAGGAUUUCUACUAUGACUGUGGCAUGUACUCGCAUUUGCAGGGUAACCUGGCCAUGUGUGACUGCUGUGAGUCCUUUCUUUUGACAAAGCCAGUGUCCUGCAAACACUUAAUAAAAUCACACAGCUGUCCUGCAUUGGCGGUGGGUUCUUGCCAAAGACCGGACAGCUAUUGGUCCGACUGUGGCACGCAAUCCGCCCACUCUGAUUAUGCAGACGAAGAGGAUUCCUUCGUCUCAGACAGUUCGGACCAGGUGCAGGCCUGUGGACGAGCCUGCUUCUAUCAGAGUCGAGGAUUCCCUUUGGUGCGCUAUGCUUACAAUCUACCGAGAGUCAAAGACUGA